Molecule: messenger RNA, 345 nt
Organism: Soboliphyme baturini
Lineage: Eukaryota; Metazoa; Nematoda; Enoplea; Dioctophymatida; Soboliphymatidae
Source: the annotation of a GenBank genome assembly
AUGACAACGUACAUGCAGCUGCAGCAGCCGGCGAUGCAGGUUCCUGUGCGCUAUCAGGACCAAUCAUCAUUCGGGCGAUCGUCUACACCAAGCAUUCCGACAAAUCCCUCUCAGGCCAUACAUCUUUCAAUGCUGGGAAACUCUGCCACUGCCGCCGCGUCACCAAGCAUCGCCCAGGUGGUCGGGCAGUACGCUUCGCCUUCACCCGGUCCCAGCCUAGUCGGUCCUUCGCCCGGCUACGCACAGGACUCGUCACCCGCCUAUCAAUAUAUGCCCCCGUCGAAUCUGUCCGUGCCCAGAAGCGUUCCAGGCAAGUUGUCCGAUCGAUUGGCUGCCUGCCACUGA